UCUCUUGUUUCCGAUCAGAGGUGAGGAAGGGCACGAGGGACAGGGACAGUCUUUGUGUGGCAGGUCACGGUGAGUUUAUCAUGACUUUCACUGAAUGCUAACUGGGCUUCUCAGUGAAACUGAGACAGACUGGCUACCCGUGCACACUGCUGCUACAGGGAUAUCAUGAGAGUGCACUUGAAGAGCUUCAAUGACGUUAUGGGCAUGUGCGGUGGAACAGCGGCGGUCCUUCGACCAAUCCUCUGCCUCCUCCUCCUCCUCGUCUUGGUUCGGGGUUGCCGCGGUAAUGGCAGUGGGGGAGGUAGAAUCCUGGUCUUCCCCGAGGAUGGCAGCCACUGGCUCAACAUGGAGGUCAUCCUCCGAGAGCUCCACUCCAGAGGUCACGACCUCACCGUGCUACGCUCCGCCAAGAGCUGGUACAUCCCCCAGAAUUCCCCUGUCUACACCUCCAUCACCGUGAACCCUGCUCCUCCUCCGCCGGGCGAGGACCUCGGUCCUGACUUCUACACCGUCCUGAUGCAGCGCUCGCUGAAACGGCGCAGGAUGUUUCCAGUCCGCCGUUUCCUAGAGCAGCAGAAGGACACGGCGGCCAUGUUGAUGAUGUUUCACGGCGGGGCGCUCUGCAUGAUCUCCGCCAUCUUGGAUGACUCGGACCUCGUCGCCAAACUGAGGGAGUCCAGAUUCGACUUGAUGCUCACCGACCCUGCCUUCCCUGCUGGGGUGCUCCUGGCCCAAUACCUGGGCAUACCCAUGGUUUAUAAUGUCCGCUGGCUCAAUGCGGGCGAGGCCCACAUGACUGUUGCCCCCACGCUGCCAUCCUAUGUCCCAAUGUACAACUCGCUGUUCAGCGAUAAUAUGGACCUCCUGCAGAGGACAGAGAACUUCCUGCGUUACCUGGCCAUCCUCCUCCAGGAGCAUCUGGUCAUCCAGCCACUCUACGUCGACCUGCUUCGACGUCACUUCCCCCCUGGUGCUGACCUGCUCUCCAUGCAGCGCUCGGCAGACGUGUGGCUGAUGCGGGUGGACUUUGUCUUUGAGUUCCCGCGGCCCACCAUGCCCAACGUGGUCUAUGUGGGGGGCUUCCAGUGCCGUCCGGCCGAGCCGCUCCCUGCUGACCUGGAGGCCUUCAUGCAGAGCUCUGUAGAGCACGGGGUGGUAGUCAUGUCUCUGGGAACGCUGGUGUCUGCCCUGCCUAAGGAGGUAACCGAGGCGGUGGCCCAAGCCUUUGCCCAGCUGCCCCACAAGGUGGUGUGGAGGUUCCUGGGAGAAAGACCCUCUUCCCUGGGGAACAACACCCUGCUACUGGACUGGCUCCCCCAGAACGACCUCCUGGGCCACCCCAAGACCCGCGCCUUCGUGGCUCACGGAGGCACCAAUGGCCUGUAUGAGGCCAUUUACCACGGGGUCCCUGUGCUGGGUCUGCCACUCCUCUUCGACCAGUUUGACAACAUCCUGCGGCUGCAGGUGCGCGGGGCGGCACGGGUGCUGGAGGCCGCCACUCUCACCACAGAGGACUUCCUGGAGGCCCUAAGGGACGUGCUGGAGAAUCCCUCCUACCGCCACAACAUGCAGAAGCUCUCUGGCCUGCACCGCGACACGCCCCUGUCCCCGCUCGCCAGUGCCACCUUCUGGAUUGAGUACGUGAUGAGGAACGGCGGAGCGUCCCACUUGCGCACCGAAGCCUACAGCAUGCCCUGGUACUCCUACCACAGCCUGGACGUGGCGGCGCUGCUCAUGGCCCUCAGCGGAGCCUCUCUCUGGGCCUCAGUCUCUGUCUGCAGCAGGCUGUGCUGCAGGAGCUCCAGGAGGAAGACCAAGCUGGAGUGAGAGACAUGAAUCUAAAGAUUGGCCAAGAUGGGUAUUUUAGAUGUUGUACGCAUUUGACCAUCAAUUGCCAAUUUCUGUCAACGAUUUUAAAAAUUGCUCAAAUGAAUCCUCAGAAAAUACUUCAUUAAGAUAUUUUUACAAAUUCAAAAAAUAACUCCCAAGUCCACCAUAAAUACAUAAUAACAUUAAAAGGAAGUACAUGAUUCAAUAAAAACGGAUGAAAAGUUAUUUAUAUUCAGACUUCCCUUAGGGAAUGUGGUGCCUUGGAACUUCAGCUUACAUAUUGGAUUUCAGUCUGGUGACAUAAGAAAGGAAAUCUCUCUAUGAUAGCAUGUGUUAAAAAUACAGCCUAGCCACCAUUGUCUCACACUCCCAUUCCCCUCAAACAACUAUACUGUUUACCACCAACAGUUGUACACAGUGAACAAAUGUGUUUGUUCAAAGGAAAAAUAUAUGUCAUACUCAUACUUUUCCACCUAAAAGCCUUAGGAAGAAGUCUCAAUAAAAAUGUAAUUACUAU
Molecule: messenger RNA, 2347 nt
Organism: Coregonus clupeaformis (lake whitefish)
Lineage: Eukaryota; Metazoa; Chordata; Actinopteri; Salmoniformes; Salmonidae
Gene: ugt5g1
Product: UDP glucuronosyltransferase 5 family, polypeptide G1
Exons: 2
Coding region: 166-1827 (553 amino acids)
Molecular function (GO): UDP-glycosyltransferase activity
Source: RefSeq, a predicted model, not a curated record